AUGUCACCCCGGCUGAUGGGGCUGCCCACGCAGCUCGCAAAAUUUGCUACUCGACCACUCCAACAGGCAUCUCCUCUCGCCUUCCUCCUUCCGCAAUUCCAGCAAACCCGCAAUGCUUCCAUCCUAGCCUCCCUCUCCGACAACCCGACAGCCUACAACAAGCGCAUCCGUCGAGGUCGUGGUCCCUCGUCCGGCAAGGGUAAGACCUCCGGUCGUGGUCACAAGGGACAAGGCCAGCACGGAAAGGUCCCCGCCUUCUUCAAUGGUGGACAGACCAAGGACAUCAUCGUCCACGGCGAGCGUGGCGGUGUCAACAUCUUCUCCGUUGAAAUGACAACCGUCAAUCUCGACCGCGUCCAGUCCUGGAUCGACCAAGGUCGCCUCUCCUCUAAAGCCCCCAUCACAAUGAAAGAACUUUACAAAAGCGGCUGCAUCAGCCGACCAGUCGACGGCGUGAAGAUCCUCGGUGACGGCGCCAGCGCCCUAAAACAACCCAUCCACGUCGUCGCCUCGCGCGCCUCCGCCUCCGCAAUCGCCGCUAUCGAAGCCGCCGGCGGAACCGUCACAACACGAUACUAUACCCCCUCGUCUAUCCGCCGCAUCCUGGAUGGCGAGACACACUCCUUCCUGUCUGAGCGGUGGGCGCGGGAGAGCGGGUCCGAGGAACUGUACCAGAUCGCGCGGGUGGGCCGCAAGAAGGUCUGGGAGACUUGCUUGGAACGCAACCAUAUGAAGUUCCGUCUGCCGGAUCCUACAAAGCGUAGUGAUAUUGAAUAUUACCGUGAUCCGGCGCAUCGGGGUUAUCUUGCGCAUUUGCUUAAGCCGCGUGAAGGCCCCAGUUUGUUCUUCCGUUCUUCUGAGGAGAGGAAGUCUGCUGCGGGUACUAAGAAGGAGAAGAUUUUGCCUGAGAACAGGCUUUGGUAG
Messenger RNA from Penicillium soppii, 924 nucleotides. RefSeq names its product mitochondrial 54S ribosomal protein uL15m. Bases 1 to 924 code for a protein of 307 amino acids. Gene Ontology annotation, molecular function: structural constituent of ribosome. The transcript is spliced from 2 exons. The record is from RefSeq and is a predicted model, not a curated record. NCBI's taxonomy places the organism in Eukaryota, Fungi, Ascomycota, Eurotiomycetes, Eurotiales, Aspergillaceae. Gene Ontology annotation, biological process: translation. Gene Ontology annotation, cellular component: mitochondrial large ribosomal subunit.